Messenger RNA from Papilio polytes (common Mormon), 2309 nucleotides. Its product is annotated as reticulocyte-binding protein 2 homolog a-like. The transcript is spliced from 18 exons. Gene Ontology annotation, biological process: cristae formation. The coding region runs from base 122 to 2188 and encodes 688 amino acids. The record is from RefSeq and is a predicted model, not a curated record. Lineage: Eukaryota; Metazoa; Arthropoda; Insecta; Lepidoptera; Papilionidae. Gene Ontology annotation, cellular component: MICOS complex.
AUUCUAGCAGCUUUUAUAGCUUGUCAAAAUUAAACGUCAUUGCAAAUUAUUAAUCUCUUAAUAUUUAUAUGAAAUUGUAAGAAAUGUGAAAUCAGUUUGAACUGACCUCAAAUGAGACGAAAUGCAACGAAUCGCGAGUUACAUAUUUAAAGCAAAAACUGUUUUGUAUCCAAGACAGAUAGAUUACAGAUUAGUUAAAAUAUCUCAUACUGCGACUAAUUGGAAGCAAUAUAGGAAGUAUCCUGACAGGGAGCCUUGUCCGUUGCCUCCCCCGCCUCCCAAACCCAAAGAAAAGGACGAUAAACUAGUAUGGGGCACGGUGUUCCUCGCAACACUAACGGGAGCAUUCAUGUAUUACGCUAAACAGUCACCGGCGACUCGAGACUGGCUCACAAUAUACGCGCCCUGGUUCGAUGAUAUGAUAGCUGUGAUUUUUCAAGAGAAUAUGACAUAUAAAGAAUACAUAAAUGAAUGUAUUGAAGAUUUUAAGAAUUACAUAAAUUUAAACAAACAACCUGAUGUCUGUAAAAUCGAAGAUGCAACGCCUAAAAAAGAAAUUACACCCGUCCCUGAAAAGCCUAAGGAAAUAAUACAACCGGUUAAAGAGGUAAUCGAACAACCCCCGUGCGUCCGUCUCCCGCCGCCUGUGCUGACGAAAGAUAUCUGCGAAGUUGAAUCCUGUUUGACGGAUCUUUUUGAGACCGUUAUUAAUAAUUACGAUACCGCUAAAGCAGCAUGUGUUUAUUAUUCUCAGGCUGUUGAUGAUGCAAUGAACGAUUUUACGAUGCCUAAAUUAAAAGAACUUCGCAAAACAAUGGAGGAAAGAGUGGAUUUAGUCAGAGUGUCGAUUCAAAAUGCGUUGGAAGCACAAGAGGGGAUGGAGGAAUUAACCCGUUAUUUGGAUUGCGGUGUUCAAGCUCUUCCUGAAGCUAUAGAAAAGGCGAAGGAAAUGAUGGGCCAAUGUCAAGAGAAGAUUAAAGCAACUAUAAUAGAAUACCAAUGGGAGAAUGAUAAGGCAUUAGUUCGCGAUAGACAGUGGCAAAUGGUGGAGACGUACAUAGACAAAUAUACGGAGGAAAAUGAAGUUCUGAUACCCGGCCUGCAUUAUACACACAGCAAGCUUAAAAUAGACGGGGAUCCAGACCUACUUUUGUACCAUACUUACCGAUAUAAACGUGAUUUAGAAGAGGAACUCGAAGAUGUUGUUGCCGGUAUGAGGGAACGCGCUGAUAGAGCUAUGGAAACUACGCGCUCGAAAGAUGAAAAAACCGAACGAGAGAGAAUGUUGUUUUUAGAGAAUCUGACUAAAUUGAAACGUCUCGAAUUGGAAAAGGACUUUAAAACAAGGGAAGAAAAUUUAAGGAAAAAGAACGACGAUAUGUUAAGAGACGCGUUAAGAAAACAAUUGCAACGACACGAAGAGAUGUUGGAGAAGAAAUUAAAGCAAAGAGAGAUAGAGGCGACGGUUAAACUCAAGCAAAUGGUUGCUGACAAAGUCGCAGCUGAGAAGCGUCUCUUUGCUAAACAACGCACCGAAAUGGCAGCAAAAUUGAAGAUUUUGGAGGACAAGCUUGCAGCACAUUUAAAAGCAGAGAAAGAGACAAAAAGAUCCCAGGAGCUGUGGGCGGCGGGGUCCUCUCUGUUGGCCGCCACACGCAAGGGGGAGAAGUGUGUUAACGUUUCUAAAGAAUUGAAAGCCAUACAUAAAGCAUCAGGAGGUGAAGAUAAAUUGGUAUCUACCGUCAUGAAGUCAAUACCGAGGUCGGUGUGGGCAGAGGGCGUAGUACCAGACAGUGUACUAAAAGCGAAUUAUUACAAGAUGGAGAAGACAGCGUUAAAAGUAUCUUUAGUAGAAAUGGAAGGCUCUCCGCUGCCUAUUUACUUUAUCUCCUGGUUGCAAUCGAUGUUUUUGUUUUUCAAGGUGUCAAGUAUACCACAAAAGGAGGUGGAUGAUCCGCCCAAAGUUCCACCUAAAGAUAUGGAUACGUAUGAUUUACUUCAAAGGGCUCGUUUCUGGAUAGAGCGUGGUAACCUAGCAACCGCUAUCCGCUACGUGGCGUCUCUGGAAGGCGCGUCUCUUGUCGCGGCGGAGACUUGGCUGGAGGCAGCUCGAAUACAUCUCGAAACACGGCAAGCGGCUGAGGCUAUUGUUGCACACGCUGCGGCUUUGGGAUUGCAGUAUAUUUAGUUAAAACGAGUCAAAAGACAAAAUAAACCAAGACGUCUGCUGUAGAUUUAAUGUCGGGUUAAAUUGUUUGUACUAAAUUACAAUGUCUUGAUUUAAUAAACAACUGAUUUUGUAUUAUUUU